UUGUGACCACUGAACAGAACUUGCCCAUUGAAAGCAAGCCCGAAACAGCUGGAUAAUGUCCACUCCGAGCAGAUUCAAAAAGGACAAAGAGAUCAUCGCCGAGUAUGAAAGUCAAGUCAAAGAAAUUCGAGCUCAAUUGGUAGAGCAACAAAAAUGCCUGGAACAGCAAACGGAAAUGCGAGUUCAACUUCUCCAGGACUUACAAGAUUUUUUCCGAAAGAAAGCUGAAAUUGAGACGGAAUAUUCUCGGAACCUAGAAAAGUUAGCGGAAAGGUUCAUGGCCAAAACAAGAAGUACUAAGGAUCAUCAACAGUACAAGAAAGACCAAAACCUCUUGUCUCCAGUGAACUGCUGGUACUUACUCCUGAAUCAAGUGAGGAGGGAAAGCAAAGACCAUGCAACCUUGAGUGAUAUCUAUCUGAACAAUGUCAUCAUGCGGUUCAUGCAGAUCAGUGAUGAUUCCACCAGGAUGUUUAAAAAGAGCAAAGAGAUUGCAUUCCAACUUCAUGAGGAUUUAAUGAAGGUUCUUAAUGAGCUUUAUACGGUGAUGAAAACAUACCAUAUGUAUCAUGCAGAAAGCAUCAGUGCAGAAAGCAAGCUGAAAGAGGCUGAGAAACAAGAAGAAAAGCAAAUUGGAAGAUCUGGUGACCCAGUCUUCCAUAUUAGACUGGAAGAGAGACACCAGCGGCGAAGCUCUGUGAAGAAAAUUGAAAAAAUGAAAGAAAAGAGACAAGCAAAGUAUUCUGAAAACAAGCUGAAAUCAAUUAAGGCACGGAAUGAAUACCUCCUUACCCUUGAAGCAACCAAUGCCUCAGUUUUCAAGUAUUAUAUUCAUGAUCUUUCAGAUUUAAUUGAUUGCUGUGAUCUUGGCUACCAUGCAAGUUUGAACAGAGCCUUAAGAACAUAUCUCUCUGCGGAGUAUAACCUUGAAACCUCCAGGCAUGAAGGCUUAGACAUUAUUGAGAAUGCAGUUGACAAUUUAGAGCCCCGGAGUGAUAAACAGAGAUUCAUGGAGAUGUACCCUGCUGCGUUCUGCCCACCAAUGAAGUUUGAGUUUCAAUCACACAUGGGUGAUGAGGUCUGCCAGGUCAGCGCUCAGCAGCCGGUCCAGGCAGAGCUCAUGCUGAGGUACCAGCAGCUACAGUCACGACUGGCCACACUCAAAAUCGAGAACGAAGAGGUUAAAAAAACAACGGAAGCCACCUUGCAGACGAUUCAAGAUAUGGUCACCAUCGAGGACUAUGAUGUUUCAGAAUGCUUCCAGCAUAGUCGCUCCACCGAGUCUGUGAAGUCUACUGUCUCUGAAACCUACCUGAGUAAGCCCAGCAUCGCCAAGAGAAGAGCUAACCAGCAGGAAACCGAGCAGUUCUAUUUCAUGAAAUUCAGAGAAUAUUUGGAAGGUAGUAAUCUCAUCACAAAACUUCAAGCCAAGCAUGACUUGCUACAGAGGACCCUAGGAGAAGGUCACAAAGCUGAAUAUAUGACUACAAGGCCUCCAAAUGUUCCCCCUAAGCCCCAGAAACACAGGAAGCCCAGGCCCCGCUCACAGUAUAAUGCUAAGUUGUUUAAUGGGGAUUUGGAAACAUUCAUCAAGGACUCAGGACAAGUUAUCCCCCCCAUUGUGGAAAGUUGUAUCCGGUUCAUCAAUCUCUAUGGUCUUCAACAUCAGGGGAUUUUCAGAGUGUCUGGUUCCCAGGUGGAAGUCAAUGAUAUUAAAAAUUCCUUUGAGAGAGGUGAAAACCCUUUGUCUGAUGACCAGAGUAACCAUGAUAUUAAUUCAGUUGCUGGUGUUCUGAAGCUCUAUUUCCGUGGGCUGGAAAACCCCCUCUUUCCUAAGGAAAGAUUUAAUGAUCUGAUUUCUUGUAUCAGAAUAGAUAAUCUCUAUGAGAGGGCGGUUCACAUCCGCAAACUCCUUCUGACCCUGCCCAGGUCGGUCCUUGUAGUGAUGAGGUACCUCUUUGCCUUCCUCAACCACCUUUCACAGUACAGUGACGAGAACAUGAUGGAUCCUUACAACCUGGCCAUCUGCUUUGGCCCAACAUUGAUGCCUGUCCCAGAAAUACAGGAUCAAGUGUCUUGCCAAGCUCAUGUGAAUGAAAUUGUCAAAACCAUCAUCAUUCACCAUGAGAUUAUUUUCCCAGAUGCUAAAGAGCUGGAUGGUCCAAUUUAUGAAAAAUGCAUGGCUGGAGACGAUUACUGUGACAGCCCAUACAGUGAGCACGGUACUUUGGAGGAAGUGGAUCAGGAUGCUGGUACAGAGCCCCACACCAGUGAAGAUGAAUGUGAACCAAUAGAAGCCAUAGCCAAGUUUGACUAUGUUGGGCGGUCUGCCAGAGAACUGUCUUUCAAGAAGGGCGCCUCCCUGCUGCUGUAUCACCGUGCAUCUGAGGACUGGUGGGAAGGCAGACACAACGGGAUUGAUGGGCUUGUACCUCACCAGUACAUAGUGGUACAGGAUAUGGAUGAUACGUUUUCAGACACUCUGAGCCAAAAAGCAGACAGUGAGGCCAGCAGUGGACCAGUCACAGAAGACAAGUCUUCAUCCAAGGAUAUGAACUCCCCAACAGACCGACAUUCUGAUGGCUACUUAGCCAGACAAAGAAAGAGAGGCGAACCACCUCCUCCAGUAAGGCGUCCUGGCAGGACCAGUGAUGGCCACUGCCCACUCCACCCCCCACAUGCUCUUUCCAACUCCUCAGUUGACCUGGGGUCCCCAAGCCUGGGCAGUCACCCCCGAGGAUUGCUGCAGAAUCGUGGCCUCAACAAUGACAGUCCUGAGAGGAGGCGUCGGCCUGGCCAUGGCAGCCUGACCAACAUCAGUCGGCACGACUCCCUCAAGAAGAUUGACAGCCCUCCUAUUAGAAGGUCUACGUCAUCAGGGCAAUAUACAGGCUUCAGUGACCACAAGCCAUUGGACCCAGAGACAAUCGCUCAGGAUAUUGAAGAUACAAUGAACACUGCUUUGAAUGAGCUGCGAGAACUGGAGAGACAGAGCACAGCAAAGCACGCCCCUGAUGUGGUGCUGGAUACCCUGGAGCAAGUGAAAAACUCUCCCACCCCUGCCUCAUCCACAGAAUCUCUCAGCCCUUUGCACAGUGUUGCCCUCAGGAGCUCUGAGCCUCAGAUUCGACGCAGCACUAGCUCCUCCAGUGACACAAUGAGUACUUUCAAGCCAAUGGUGGCACCUAGAAUGGGUGUUCAGCUGAAGCCACCAGCCCUCAGGCCAAAACCCACUGUUCUUCCAAAAACAAACCCAACCAUAGGACCUGCCCCACCUUCCCAGGGUCCAACAGACAAGUCUUGCACAAUGUAAAAAUCAGCUGAGCAAGGUCACCAGAGGCAGCGAUUAAAAAAAGAAAACGGAUUAGUGACAAAGGUCAACAAUCCAUAGCUUUCAUUAGUUUUGUGCUUAUAACUGGAGAUCUUUUGGCUUUUCUGUGGUUCUAGAAUGUAACGUCUGAGACUAGCUAAAUUAACACGGGCAUUUGUAUUUUGUAAUUUUUUUUUUAAAUAACUGGACAGAUGUCAUUUUUGAGACAAUAGAAACACUUAGACUUACUUGAAAAUCCAAUGCUGCACCACUUGUAAUGAAGAAGGCCCUGCUUUCUGCGUUGUUCUGUGCUUCAGAUGUAGCGUAGCCC
Chrysochloris asiatica (Cape golden mole) is the source of this 3641-nucleotide messenger RNA. RefSeq names its product SLIT-ROBO Rho GTPase activating protein 1 (gene SRGAP1). The coding region runs from base 56 to 3313 and encodes 1085 amino acids. The record is from RefSeq and is a predicted model, not a curated record. Gene Ontology annotation, biological process: negative regulation of cell migration; signal transduction. Lineage: Eukaryota; Metazoa; Chordata; Mammalia; Afrosoricida; Chrysochloridae. The transcript is spliced from 22 exons. Gene Ontology annotation, cellular component: cytoplasm. Gene Ontology annotation, molecular function: GTPase activator activity; protein binding.